CAAUCGUAUGAGGAAGGGGACAGGGAAUUUCCCUUAAGUUGGUUGUCUAUGCCUGUGCAUUUGCUAAUCGAUUAGUUUAUAGCCAUAUGCACCUUUGUGUGCAGAACAGACUCCUGACCCAGACGUAGCCGUCCUUUUUCGCAUCGUUUCUGGAACGCCGACAAUGACCGCACUACCAUUGGUGGUAAGGUCUCCACACCUCCUAGGUGGGGAGCCACAUGCUCAAAUUCAUGAGGAGCCUCGGCAAAGGGGCAUGAGAUUUCGAUAUAAAUGUGAAGGUCGAUCAGCAGGUAGCAUACCAGGAGAGCGCAGCACAGACAACAACAGAUCAUACCCCAGCAUACAGAUUCAAAAUUACUUUGGUAAAGGCAAAGUCAGAGUUUCACUUGUGACUAAAAAUGAGCCCUAUAGACCACAUCCACAUGAUUUGGUUGGUAAAGAUUGCAAAGAUGGAUACUAUGAAGCUGAGUUUGGACCAGACCGUACAAUAAUUUCUUUCCAGAAUCUUGGCAUUCAGUGUGUGCGAAGGAGAGAGGUUAAGGAUGCUAUUGAGUCACGUAUAAAAAAAUGCAUCAACCCAUUCAAUGUACCACGAGAGCAGCUUUUGCAAAUUGAAGAGUAUGACUUGAACGUUGUAAGACUCUGCUUCCAGGUGUUCCUUGUUGAUGAACAUGGCCAUUACACAAGACCUCUUUGUCCUAUCAUCUCUAACCCAAUCUAUGACAACAGAGCACCAAACACAGCAGAACUGAGGAUUUGCCGUGUGAACAAGAAUUUUGGUUCUGUUAAGGGAGGAGAUGAAAUUUUCCUCCUGUGUGACAAAGUUCAGAAAGAUGAUAUUGAAGUUCGUUUUUUCAUGAAAGACUGGGAAGCCAAAGGAUCUUUUUCUCAAGCAGAUGUCCAUCGCCAGGUUGCAAUUGUCUUUAAAACCCCACCAUUUUACAACACAAAUAUCACAUCGCCAGUGUCUGUUCAGAUGCAGCUCCGCCGACCUUCUGACCAGGAGGUCAGUGAAGCAAUGGAGUUCAAGUAUCUGCCAGAUGAUAAAGAUCCAUAUGGAUGUAAUGAGAAGAAGAGGAGGAGAGAAACAUUUGAGAAGAUCAUCCAGAGUCUGCCAGGGAUGAACAUGGAGAGAUGUGCUGCUAUUCAACAAAGCAGUGUGACUCCAACAAUUAAAAAAGAGCCAAUGAAUGUGUUUACCCAAAGAUAUCCUGUGCAACACAGCAGUAAUAAUUUUAGCCAGCCUCAGCACUUCAUGUCCCACUCUUCAGAUAUGCUGUACCCUCACCAUUCUCUGCAGCCUGUGAUGAACUCGCACCAUUCCUCAUCCAUGAACAGUGGCAGCGGCUGGUCUCACGGACAAACCAGCAUCCCUUUGGAUUCUCUGCGGUUCAGUCAGCACCAACAGAGUUGUACCACCACUAUGCCAACUUCUAUUCCAAGCUCAAAAAUGCACAUGCCUGGUGAUAUUACACUUCCUCUACUCACAGAAAUUGACCUUAAAUGUUUAGACACAAAUGGUUCAAAUGGUGCUUUACCAGCUGUAGUAGGCAGGAAGGAAAAUGAUACCAACAGUAACGGGCAUUUACCUCUGCAGUCGACAAAUGUGUACACAGCAGCAUGUGCCAACACUUUGGAUGGAAGCUCUCUGAAUGCAGCUGUAGCAAACAACAAUAAUAAUAUGGACACUAAUGACAUUCUUCUAAGUGUGACUUCAGAACAUAUAUACCAGUGGACAGCACCACCACCCUCCCAGGGUUCUCAGGGACCCAAUGCCUCACUGGGGAUGAUCGGCUCAGAAUCUCAGGUGCCUUAUGAUGAUGCAGUUCCUAGGCUUGUUAACAAUGGAGAUAUCUUUAAUGGGUUGAGGCAACCCAACAAUGACAGCCAACAUGGCAAUCCUGGUGGUACACCGAGCAGUGAGCAUUACAGGGCAGAGGCUAAUCCAAGCACUGGCCACUUCAAUUUAAUUUCGCGAUGGGAGUACUUUCAUUCAUGAUUAAAUAAGAAGCAAAUGUUAUCUAUAGGAAGGGGGUGAACUCCAGUGAACUGGCAUCAAGAGGCUUAAUUUAUUUUAUUUAUGUCUAUGGCCUUGCAAGAAGGUGUGCAAAUAAUGGAACCCAUAUUAAGUAUUCAGACAAAUGAAAACAGAAACUCAAAAGUGUCAUACGGUGAAUCAUCACACUGAGUUUAUCUGCUAAAAUUGUUUUGUUUCCUUCCUCACAGAAAAACAUCAAGCAGCUUUCACCUCCUAAUAAUUACUCACUGUGAGCUGCAGAUUGGACGUUGCAUGUCCUGAAAGGCUCCUCAUAGCUCAGCAAUGACAAGCAUCCCAAUGUGAAAAGCCGCUAUUACGGUAAAAAUACAAGAGUGACACAAUGCCAGCCUUGUAGCCAUUUGACUUAAAUUGUCAAAGGGUGAAUGUUUUAAACAACAGAUUUAGGGUACCGAGAUUAAUUUUUAUAUUUCAAAUGUACAUGUGGGGAAACUUCAUCCGAUGGCUCAAUUUUCUGUAUAGUGUCAUAUAUAUAUAUAAAGUAUAUAUGGUUUAUGGGACAUUCUUAGUGAACUUUUAGUAAAAUACUAAAGUGGAUAUUUUUCCACUCGGAUGAGUGCCAUAUAAAAACCUCCAAAAGGUCUCUGGAGAUGCCGCUGUUGAUUACAUAGCAAACUCACCACUCCAGAGUAUGGCUAUGAGAUUUUUAGCCCUAACAGGGAAAUCAGGAAAGGGCACUUUCCUUUGUAAUGGCUAUGUCAUGUUAAAACAAGUUCUCAAAGUCUGAUGUAUUUAAUCCAAGGUUUUAGCAAACUUGCAGCAGUACGAGUUUUAUAGAUAGUGUGCUUGUGUAAUGUAUUCAGACAUUUAUCAUAAAUCAAUGCAACAACACAAUCUGACCAACAAGUAAAUUUAUUACUAACUUUUUUUUAUUUGCCAGUACUUUUUUUGAAUUGAGCUUUCUGUAUAUAAGCUUUAUACUAAUGUGCUUAAACAGUCAACCUGAAUGUGUUUGAUAGUACAAUUGUAAUGUGCCAGUUUUUUAAUGUAACAAGACUAUCUUUGUUAGUGGGACU
Erpetoichthys calabaricus (reedfish) is the source of this 3072-nucleotide messenger RNA. RefSeq names its product v-rel avian reticuloendotheliosis viral oncogene homolog (gene rel). Gene Ontology annotation, molecular function: RNA polymerase II cis-regulatory region sequence-specific DNA binding; DNA-binding transcription factor activity, RNA polymerase II-specific. Bases 164 to 1999 code for a protein of 611 amino acids. Gene Ontology annotation, cellular component: cytoplasm. The record is from RefSeq and is a predicted model, not a curated record. NCBI's taxonomy places the organism in Eukaryota, Metazoa, Chordata, Cladistia, Polypteriformes, Polypteridae. The transcript is spliced from 11 exons. Gene Ontology annotation, biological process: non-canonical NF-kappaB signal transduction; cellular response to stress; response to cytokine.